AUGGGUAACAAAGAACAGAAACCAAGUGAACAAACGCCAUUGUUAAUAGAAGAAUCGUCCUUUUGUUCGUCUUCAACUGCUAAAUCUGUCAAAAAUAACAUUUCUUCUUCUUCUCUAUUGUCAUACAAUCUUCAUUAUCAAUUUAUAGACUCUCAUCAUCAGACGGCACCGAUAACAUCAAACGCAUUUCUACAUCAUCGUCGAAGCCUUCUUCAAAAUGCAUAUGAUCUUUCAAAAAAGAUAUUUAGAAUACUACCUUCUGUUGCUGUUAUAUCUCUCAUUUGGUUUGGGGCAACACCUUCAACCGAACUAACAGUUACAGCAAUACGUACCUUGGCGGUUUUCAUCGGAUGCAUUUUGGCAUUGCUUACUACAUCUAUUGAUAUAUCGAUUCUUGUAUUUACAGCACUCACCGUACUGGCAUUGACGCAAUCUUUCCAAUGCCAAACCGCUUCCGGAAAUAGCGUAGAAUGCCGACUAUGUCAUUCAACAGCAGCAAUAGAAGAUGUAUGUAUAGAAGAGGCGUUUGACGUAUCAUUAAAAGGAUUCGCCAGCCCUGUCGUUUGGUUGAUCUUUGCUGCCUUUCAUUUAGGUAAAGCGGUAGAGGUGACCCUUCUGGGUAAACGCAUCUCUUUGCAUUUAAUCCGUUUUUUUGGAAAGAAAGGUGUUAUGGGGCUAGCCUACGCCAUUCUUCUAUCAGAGUUAAUCUUGGCACCGUUUGUGCCCAGCAACACAGCUCGUGGUGGGGGUAUCAUAUUACCUAUUGUUCAGUCUAUGGCUCAAGCCUUACUUCAUACUUCGUCAUCUCCAUCAGCAGAAGAUUCUGACUUUGAGUAUCUCAAUGGUGCAACUUCAACUUCCUUAAUAUCGCGACAAAAAGGACAACAGCAUCAAAAAAUUGGGCAAUUCCUCAUGCUCGUAGGUUCGCAUGCCAAUUUACUGUCUGCCUCUAUGUAUUUGACAGGAAUGGCACCCAACCCCAUUGUUAUUGCAAAAGCGAACGCGUUAUACCCAGACUUGAAUUUCAACUUUAUCACAUGGUUGACCGGAAGUAGUGUACCGGCUUUAUGCUGUGCUGUCGUACUACCAUGGUUAUUAGCAUGGGUUAGUGGGGUGAAAUCAUUCUCUUUUAAACGUCAAAAGAAGAAAGAGAAUAGAGAAAAUGAGGGGUAUAACGGUCAUACUCGAAAUAGGAGUAAAGCUAAGAAAAAAACAGACAAUGAUAUGGAAGAUGACAGUGACUUGGAAGGAGAACCUGCUGGGUUGGAAACGGUUGUUAUAGAAGAUGUUGAUGACCAUGAAAUGAAAGGAAAAGGAAAACUAAACCAUGAUCGGGUCUAUUUGAGAUCGUCUUUCACGACUGAGGAGCAACAGCAACAAAACAAAGAAAGUGAGCAUAUUGGUAAAGAUAUGGAUAUAGUACAACAUGCAAUUCAGCAACUGAAGGACAUGGGAGCCCUUUCAGUGAAAGAAAAGCAACUUUGCUUCAUUUUGCUUCUCUGCCUAUCUUUAUGGGUUACAUCAGCGUAUACUCAUCUGAAUUCUACGCUUGUCGCUUUUAUUGGAUUGGCGAUUCUACUCCACAUGCAAACGAUACAUUGGAAAGAUAUUGCUGGUCAUACUCCCGCUUGGGAGACACUAUUCUGGUUGGGCGGAUUCGUUACUAUGGCUGAUCAACUAUCAGAGACAGGUGCUUCCUCUUAUCUCGGCCAUCAAAUUUCUCUUGGCAUUUCGAACUUGAAUUUAUCGCCUGUUCCUGCUUUAGCUAUAGCUUACUUUUUGACGACCUUUUUGUUCUCUUCCUUGAGUGCUCACACAGUCGCAUUUGCGGCAACCUUUUUAGAUGCGGGUCAAGCUUUGAAUGUGACCCAUCCAAAAAUAUUGACUGGAUUAUUGGCUUAUUUUGGCGCCUUAGGCGGCUGUAUGACGAAUUUUUCGACAGGAAGUGUUGCAAUGUAUUUUGCAACUGGCUACACGAGCCGUCCUAAAUGGUUUUUGAUAGGUGGAAUGCUAGCCAUUGUUUACCUAUUUGUCUACUUUACAAUAGGUAUCGUAUGGUGGUCCGUCCUUGGUUGGACUGCUGUAACCGCAACAGCCGCGACCUCGCCAAUCAUUACUCAACAUUGAAGUACGCAAGGGAAGAGGAUGAAAAAACAUUAUGAUUCUAUUAUGUAAAAAUAGUAGAUACGUAAUAGUAAAUAUUGAUAAUUAAAGUAAUAAAUUGAGUAUUAGUUGAUUUUAGUUUUACAUAAAAAUAAGAAAUGGAAUAUCUAAGAAAUGAUCAAAGAAGAUGUGAAUAGAGAAGAGGACUGAGCUGCUGCUUUUUUGAUGCUGUUAUUGAUCUCAUUCAGUAAACCAUGAUAUAGAUGAUCCAUAAUUUGCUUAUAUGCGGUAUCUUGAUACUUUAGCUUGAUACCUAAUUUACCGCCUGCCCAGCGUGCUUCAUACACUGUUACUUGGAAUCUAACAUCCUUUUUCAUUUUAGUAUUAUUCAAUAAUGAAUGCUUGCUAUUGUUGUUAGCACUUGUU
Molecule: messenger RNA, 2529 nt
Organism: Mycotypha africana
Lineage: Eukaryota; Fungi; Mucoromycota; Mucoromycetes; Mucorales; Mycotyphaceae
Product: Sodium:sulfate symporter transmembrane region-domain-containing protein
Exons: 7
Coding region: 1-2127 (708 amino acids)
Biological process (GO): transmembrane transport
Cellular component (GO): plasma membrane
Molecular function (GO): transmembrane transporter activity
Source: RefSeq, a predicted model, not a curated record